AUGGGGACUCCAGAGAAUAUUAUUGUGGGUUCUCAUGUCUGGAUUGAAGACCCGGAGGUAGCUUGGAUUGACGGGCAGGUAUUAAAAAUCAAUGGAAAGGAUGCUGAAAUUGAAACUUCCGAUGGAAAAAAGGCUGUUGCAAAUUUAUCAAAAAUAUUUCCCAAGGAUAUGGAAGCUCUUCCUGAUGGAGUGGAUGAUAUGACUAAACUGUCGUAUUUGCAUGAGCCUGGAGUCCUGCAGAACUUAAAGGCUAGAUAUGAAUUGAAUAAAAUAUAUACUUAUACAGGAAAUGUUUUGAUUGCAAUAAAUCCAUUUCAAAAACUGCCUCAUAUUUAUGGUGCACAAAUGAUGCAACAAUACAAGGGAGUGCCACUUGGAGAAUUAAGCCCUCAUGUAUUUGCAAUUGCUGGUGUUGCAUAUAGGGCAAUGGUUAAUGAAGGGAAAAACAAUUCCAUUCUGGUCAGUGGGGAAAGUGGAGCUGGUAAAACGGAAACUACAAAACUGCUUAUGCAAUUCCUGGCUUUCUUAGGUGGUAGAGCUGUAACUGAAGGCAGAACAGUUGAACAACAAGUUCUUGAAUCAAAUCCAGUUCUGGAAGCAUUUGGCAAUGCGAAAACUGUCAGGAAUAACAAUUCCAGUCGUUUUGGUAAAUUUGUUGAGAUCCAAUUUGACAAGAGCGGAAGAAUCUCAGGAGCAGCCAUCCGAACAUACCUUCUAGAGAGAUCUCGGGUCUGUCAAGUUAAUGAUCCUGAACGAAACUACCACUGCUUUUAUCUUCUUUGUGCCGCACCACAGGAGGAAAUUGAAAAAUACAAAUUAGGAAAUCCGAAAUUGUUUCACUACCUUAAUCAGUCACAAUGCUAUGAACUGGCUGAUGUAAAUGAUGCUCAUGAGUAUCUUGCCACCUGUAGAGCUAUGGGCAUUGUUGGAAUAAGUCAAAAAGAUCAGGUAUUUCUUUCACAAGCACGAAUUUAG
This is a messenger RNA of Vicia faba (fava bean), 975 nucleotides long. The record is from the annotation of a GenBank genome assembly. Lineage: Eukaryota; Viridiplantae; Streptophyta; Magnoliopsida; Fabales; Fabaceae.